Messenger RNA from Oreochromis niloticus (Nile tilapia), 2341 nucleotides. It is a transcript of the gene slc25a48, whose product is annotated as solute carrier family 25 member 48. Bases 474 to 1427 code for a protein of 317 amino acids. Gene Ontology annotation, molecular function: transmembrane transporter activity. The record is from RefSeq and is a predicted model, not a curated record. Gene Ontology annotation, cellular component: mitochondrion. The transcript has 7 exons. Gene Ontology annotation, biological process: transmembrane transport. Lineage: Eukaryota; Metazoa; Chordata; Actinopteri; Cichliformes; Cichlidae.
UUCUUUUUUUUUUAUCGAUGAUAAUCAUUUUACAGCACAUACAGGAAGUUACUUUUUCUUGUCGGUCUAUAAAGAUGACCGCUCUUUAAGAGCUUUAAUCUGAUUGGACAGGCUGAAGUGAAGUGUUAGAAGUGUGAGAAAGGUCAAAGUGCAGCGUUCUCUGUUUUUCUGCUCAGCUUUCCUCCUCAUGGCUCAUUUCCAUCCCGGCCUCUCUAUAGGCCGCAUAGCUUUGGAGAGCUCACUCCUGAUUGGCCAGCAGAACGGCCUCGCAGAUUCAGGCUUUGCUCCGAUUGGUUGCUAGUGACAACUCCCGGAGUUACCUUCUAUAAGCCGGUUUUUUCCCUUCUUGUGAAAAAAGUCUGGGCCGAUACAUGAUCAGCAGGAGCCGGCAGCAGUAAGUGUUCUGUCCCGUGGAGAGCUCGCAGACUGUGGGUUUACUGGCGUGGGGCGCGCAGAGCAGCUCCGAGUAGAAGAUGCAGACCUCCAAAAGUUUCCGCGUGGACGAUUUCAUCGCAGGAUGGAUCGCAGGAGCUUCCAGUGUGGUCGUUGGCCAUCCGCUGGAUACAGUAAAGACUCGGCUCCAGGCAGGGAAGGGCUACAAAAACACUCUGCACUGCAUCCUCACCAUCUACAGGAAGGAAACGGUCGCAGGAUUCUUUAAGGGCAUGUCUUUUCCCCUGGCCAGCAUCACGGUCUACAACUCGGCCGUGUUUGGCUUCUUCAGUAACACUCAAAGACUCAUAAGCAAUUAUCGCUAUGGUGACGGGCGGCAUCCCUGCAGCAUGUUGGACCUGACCGUGGCCAGCAUGCUGACCGGACUGAUGUCCGUGAGCCUGGGAGCUCCGGUGGAUUUGGUUAAGAUCAGACUGCAAAUGCAGACGCAGAUGUUUCUAGCAGAAAACCUCCACCUUGCGGGCAACGUGUCGAAUGGCACCAACAUCCGUCUGCGCUCCGUCAGCAUUCCCAGCCAGCAGCAGCUGUACCGAGGGCCCAUCCACUGCAUCAGCAGCAUCCUGCAGACCGAGGGCCUCCAGGGCCUGUACAGAGGAGCCGGAGCCAUGAUCCUGAGGGACGUACCUGGAUACACGCUCUACUUCAUCCCUUACGCCAUCUUCUGCGACCUGCUGAGUCCGGACAACACUUCGAGCCCACAUCCGUGUUCCAUCUGGCUGGCAGGAGGACUGGCAGGGUCCAUUUCCUGGGUCACGGCCACGCCGGCUGACGUGGUAAAGAGUCGAAUGCAGGCUGAUGCUCAGCUGCAGAGGAAGUACAAGGGAAUUUUACACUGCAUCAUCCACAGCUACAAGACAGAGGGAGUACAAGUGUUCUUCAGGGGAGCCUCAGUGAACGCCAUCCGAGGCUUCCCAAUGAGCUCCACCAUGUUCCUGACCUAUGAACUCUCUCUGCGGUUCUUCAGGGGUCUUUAAGACACAUUUUAGUGAUUAAAGGAGUCACACUGAGUUACUUGGAAAAUGAGCACAAAGCAAGCAGAGCCCAGCGUCUCUGAGACGAGGGACCGGUGACAGUGUGAGUCAUCUGAUCAAACCUUUAGCUCACAGUCACGCGGACAGUUUUAUCACACCGGUGGCCAGCGAUGUUACGCAAUGCUGCUCGAGUUAACUGGAGAUGAAAGAUUUUAGUAUUGGUGCUGCAGAGUGCUUGUGUGGAGCUAUUUUUAUAGUUCUCUAAAUUGGAUCAAUUUCAGCUGCAUUGCAAUGAUUGGUCAAAUCAAAAAGUAUCUUCUUGUCAUGUGUAGUAUAAUAGAUGAAUGACAUAUAAUUGUUAGCGUGAUGAAGCCAUCGGGAGACAAACGAUGAUUUUGAUGUCAGAAUUUUACUGAAGUUGAAUUUUUCUUUGCUGCAUAUUUACCAAAGAACUCUGUGUGUAACUCCAAGGUUUGUUUUGGGGGCAAGUCUGAAUUUCCUGUGAAAGAGAAAGUCAGUAUUGAGGUGACGUGCCCAGUAAUAUUGUGUCAUUACACAGUAGCACACUGUUAGCAUAGUGAUCCCGGUGAUCGGGAGUAAAACUGACAUCGAUGUCAUGUGUAAUCAUCAGAACAUAAUGUUUCAUACUGAACACGAUCAGCUAAAUGAUUUUUAAACAGAUCUCACGUGUACCCUAGCUAUUUCACUUUGUAACCUCCACAUGUGGAAGUGUUUGUCUGGCCUUUAUGUGCUGCACUUUAUCUCAGAGAGAUAAGCUGAAUUGACCAAGUCAAUGUGAAAAAAUGAGUUUGACAUUUUCAACACAAGCAGGGGGUCAACAUAUUCUGUUACCUCUUAGUUGUAGGUUUACUUUAUGAACUGGAUGUACCUUACAUACAGGGAGUGCAGAAUUAUUA